Molecule: messenger RNA, 2479 nt
Organism: Ananas comosus (pineapple)
Lineage: Eukaryota; Viridiplantae; Streptophyta; Magnoliopsida; Poales; Bromeliaceae
Product: pumilio homolog 24
Exons: 17
Coding region: 147-2216 (689 amino acids)
Biological process (GO): regulation of translation
Cellular component (GO): nucleolus
Molecular function (GO): mRNA binding
Source: RefSeq, a predicted model, not a curated record
CCGCGAUAGAGAGAGGGAGAGAGAGGGGUCGUCUCCUUCGCCCAAAACCCUCGCACGCCCCCCUCAAAACCCUAACCCUAGCAAUCCCAUUACACUGCGCAAGCUUAACCCUAGGCUAAGCCUCGUCUCUCCUCGACCCUCCUCCAAUGGCGCCCGGAGAGGAGAAGAGCCUGGGCGGGUCGAAGAAGCGGAAGCGGGAGUCGUUCUCCACGGCGAAGGGAGGAGGAGGGCCCAAGUCGAAGGGCGCUACGAAGCCCCAUAUGAAGGGCUCGGAGAAGCCGCUCAAACGAGCUUCAGAGAAGUCGAUUAAGCCCGGCCAUGGCGCAGCUGCCGCCGAUGUUGGGGGAGAGAAGAAGAAGAAGAAGGAACCCAAAACCCCGAGGGAGCGGCGCUUGGCCGCAAAGGAAAUGUCGGAAUCGAGGAAGCGGAAGAGAAAACCGAAUUAUGAUCUUGAGAGAGACCUCGCUUUAUUAUGGGAAAAAAUGAGAUGCUACAAUAUCAGCAAGGAGGAGAGAUCAAAGUUUGUUACACAAGCUCUUCAGAAGAUGAAUGGAAAGUUUCUAGAAAUUGCCGGUUCUCAUGUCUCUGCACGUGUUCUUCAAACAUGUAUUAAGUACUGUUCACAAUCGGAGAGAGAUAGUAUUUUUGAUGCUCUUCGACCGCACUUUCUUACUCUGAUACGGAAGAAGUAUGCCGUUCAUCUUGUAAAGAAAUUAUUGGAUACUGCCACCAAAAAGCAAUUGGAAUGGUUUAUCUCCUCUCUGCAUGGCCAUGUUGCUUCCCUUCUUCGGCAUACAGUGGGAUCUGCAGUGGUUGAACAUGUGUUCCAUCUGGCAAAUGGUUGUCAGAAACAAAGCUUGUUAAUGGAAAUGUACUCCACGGAGCUUCAGUUAUUUAAGGACUUGACAGUAGCCAACACAGGCCGAUUGGUGGAUAUUAUUUCUAAACUUGGACUACAAAAGUCAUCAGUGCUGCAACACAUGACUUUAACGAUUCAGCCACUCUUGGAAAAAGGGAUUGUCGACUAUUCUAUUGUACACACCGCCUUAAUUGAAUACUUCACAAUAGCUGACAAGUCUUCUGCCACAGAUGUGAUUCAGCAGUUAAUCCCUCUUCUUGUUCAAAGGUCAUCAGUUUCCGAUGAAAGCGAACCAUUAACUGCUCCGGACUUGUCGAAGAGAAACAAAAGUAAAAAGAAACGUUCAGCGGAACCGCUUCUAGUUCGAAUGAUGCAUUCAAGAGACGGACUGAAACUUGGCAUCCUUUGCAUCAAGCAUGGGACUGCGAAGGAGAGGAAGAAGAUCGUUAAAGGCAUGAAGGGCCAUAUUAGAAAGCUGGCUUUUGAUCAAUACGGAAGCCUGCUUCUGAUUUGUAUCCUUUCGAUUGUUGAUGACACGAAGCUCGUAACGAAGAUUGUAAUCCAAGAGCUGCAGAAGAUGCUAAAGGAACUAGUAUUGGAUAAAAAUGGAAGACGACUUUUAUUGCAGCUACUCCAUCCCCAAUGCCCACGCUAUCUUAGUCCUGAUGAUUUGGCUUGCCUAAACUAUGACGUUCCUUCUCUCGCUUUGCAGGGUGAAGAAUCUCAAGAAUGCUCAGAUAACAAGGCCGACACUUCAAAUCAUAAUAAGAGUGCUGAAGGGUGUGAAAAGACCACGCAAUUACCAGUAGGAAGCAAGAAGGAUCCUUCUUUGCGAAGGCACGAAUUGUUGGUCGACAGCGAGCUUGCCGAGAGUCUCUUCGAAACUUGUAUUGCAAAUGUUGGAGAGCUGCUUCGCUCAAAUUUUGGCAAAGAAGUCAUAUAUGAGGUAGCAGUAGGUGGAUCAGAGGGUGUUUUGCAAUCUCUAUCUGAUCAAACGGAUGCGCUGCAUGAAGCAAUAGCUUCUCUAGCGGCUGUUCCAAAAACCGAAGAAUCCGAAGAGGAGCAUGUUCUCGAGAACUUCCAUUCUAGCCGGACCAUCAGAAAACUUAUCCUCGACAGCCCUAACUUCGCCGCCGCUCUAUGGAAAACAGCUUUACAAGGGAAGUGCGACAUAUGGGCCCAAGGGCACAGCUCUAAGGUGAUCGCCGCGUAUCUCGAAUCAUCCGAUCCGAGGGUGAGAGAAGUCGCGAAACUCGAGCUGCAGCCUUUGGUCGAUCGCGGCACGCUUAAACCCCCCGCUGCCCCGCAUAAUAAGGUAGCUGAGAAAAAAAGGUUGAUGCCUGAGUUUGAGAUGUAAAAGUUUUGAGAAUCUUUUUGUUUUUGGUCCGAAAUUAUGCCGUGAAAUGUAAUCUGUAACUUUUCUGAGUUUGUUGAAUUGAGUUAAAUGAGUUCCGAACCUCGAAAAGCAUUUUUGAUGAAACAUCGUCUAGUGCUUCUGAAAAAAGCUCUUAUGUAAACAGCAUUUUUGCUUCUUGUUCAAAAAUGGGCCCAAGGAGAGGUUCUUAUGAGGCUCAAACCUUGGUUGGGCUACAAUUCUAUAAAAUAGGUGCUUCCUCCAAA